CCCCCGCUCCCUGCCAGGGAGGCUGAGGCACCGGCCGCCGCUGCCCGGCCUCCCCGCGCACCCGCCCCGGGGCAGCGAGGCGCCGGGAGGAUGCGAGUGGGCGCUGCGGGCGGCGGCGAGGCGAGGGUCGGGCGGCCGGCGGCGUUGGGAGUUCCCGGCUCACCCGCCGCCCCCCCGCCCCAAAAGAAGUGCAGUAGUUUGUGAAACGCAAGAUGGCGGCGCGGCCGUGAGCGAAGGCGGCAGGCGGGCGGGCGGCGCGGGCGCGGGCUGAGGGGGCGAGGCGGAGCGGCGCCGUCAGAUCAGGAUGUGCAGCACUGGAGAUCAACACCGAUUUCAAUAAACCACGUAAUGGAGGCGCUUCUGGAUCUGUAAAAGGACUCAGAGUAUCUGCAACAGUGAACACUAUCUGGUGGUGGAUGUGGACUUUAAAACAGUGUGUCUCAACAUCUCAUCCUCAACUAUUUUUAAUCUGAUUGCACUACAAAAGAAAAAGCUGCUAAUGGGAUAAAUGUUGAGACUUUACAAGAACUGACUUGAAGUACCAAAAGCCAUUAUUACUAAUCAAGAAGACCUUGAAGCUAAGUCUGUAUCUGACCAGUCAGUAUCAUUUUCACAUAACAGGCAUGGCAAGUAAACGAAAAUCAACAACACCAUGCAUGGUCUUAGCCAACGAGCAGGAUCCAGAUCUAGAAAUGGUAUCAGACUUGGAGGAAGGACCACCUGUACUUGCGCCAGCAGAUAACCCCACAGCAGAGAGCGUAACAAGUGAUGAGGAUGUUCACGAGUGCGUGGAUUCAGACAAUCAGAAAAAUACAAAUAAAGUAGAAGGUGGUUACGAGUGUAAAUACUGUACUUUUCAAACUCCAGAUCUCAAUAUGUUUACUUUUCAUGUGGAUUCAGAACAUCCCAACGUAGUAUUAAAUUCAUCCUACGUUUGCAUAGAAUGCAAUUUCCUUACCAAAAGAUACGAUGCGCUCUCAGAACAUAAUUUGAAGUACCACCCUGGAGAGGAGAAUUUUAAAUUGACCAUGGUGAAACGUAAUAAUCAGACAAUCUUUGAACAAACAGUAAACGAUCUCACUUUUGAUGGGAGUUUUGUUAGAGAAGAAAACGCUGAACAGGCCGACUCUUCGGAGGUCCCCUCAUCAGGGAUCUCAAUUAGCAAAACUCCUAUUAUGAAAAUGAUGAAAAACAAAACUGAGACUAAACGUAUAGCUGUUUUCCACAAUGUAGUUGAUGACAUUCCUGGUGAAGAAAAGGGAACUGAAAAUGAGCCAAACUCUGAAGAAGUAGUAGAAAACCCACCACCGGCAGUUUCAGAGUCAAAAGCGAGCCAUUCAGUUGUUUGCAGUGCAGCAGACGUGGCUAGUGCAGUAGUGACUCCAGCACCAGUUCUUCAGCCUGGGGUGGCACAGGUCAUAACAGCUGUUACAGCUCCACAGAACUCAAACCUGAUUCCAAAAGUCCUAAUACCUGUAAAUAGCAUUCCAGCCUAUAAUACUGCUUUGGAUAACAAUCCUCUUUUGCUUAACACCUACAACAAAUUCCCAUAUCCAACCAUGUCGGAAAUCACUGUUCUUUCCACUCAAGCUAAGUACACAGAGGAACAGAUUAAAAUAUGGUUUUCUGCCCAGCGUCUGAAACAUGGUGUGAGCUGGACACCGGAAGAAGUGGAAGAAGCGAGGAGGAAACAAUUUAAUGGUACAGUGCAUACUGUGCCACAGACAAUUACUGUUAUUCCAGCACACAUUUCCGCCACUAGCAAUGGUUUACCUUCAAUUUUACAGACAUGCCAAAUAGUCGGUCAGCCAGGACUCGUUCUUACUCAAGUUGCAGGUGCAAAUACCUUACCAGUAACAGCCCCAAUAGCUUUGACUGUAGCGGGAGUCCCAAACCAAACACAGUUACAGAAGAGUCAGAUUCACACUUCUCAGCCUGUUGCAGAAACCAAACAAGUAGCUGCCGUUCCAGCCCCUCAGCCUAUCAAAAAUGAAUCCACACUGAUGAAUCCUGACUCUUUCGGCAUCCGAGCGAAAAAAACUAAGGAACAACUGGCAGAAUUGAAAGUCAGCUACCUUAAAAAUCAGUUUCCUCAAGAUUCAGAAAUUGUUAGGCUUAUGAAAAUAACAGGCCUGACUAAAGGAGAGAUCAAAAAGUGGUUCAGCGAUACACGUUACAAUCAGAGAAACUCAAAGAAUAACCAUGGGAUUCAUCUCAACAGUGAUGCAUGUGCCACCAUUGUUAUUGAUUCAAGUGAUGAAAUGAAUGAGUCCCCGACAGGAGUUGCUCCACAGAGCAAGUCAUCGUGGAGCACUUUUCCUGAUUUCACCCCACAGAAAUUCAAAGAGAAAACUGCUGAACAACUGCAAGUCCUCCAAGCAAGUUUUCUUAAUAACCCUGUCCUUACUGACGAAGAGAUGAAUAGGUUAAGAGCCCAAACCAAACUGACUAGGAGAGAGAUUGAUGCCUGGUUUACAGAAAGAAGGAAAUCAAAUGUCUUAAAGGAAGAGGGAGCUGACUUGAAUGAGAGCAAUGCUGGCAGCUCAAAAGAAGAGGCUGGAGAAACAUCUGUGGGAGAUGGAGCAGCAGGAGGAAAAUCAGGGUGUUCUACUUCAAGCAAAAUAGGCAAAAAAUCACCAGAGCAGUUGCACAUGCUUAAAAGUUCCUUUGUCCGUACUCAGUGGCCGUCUCCACAAGAAUACAACAAACUGGCAGAAGAAACUGGGCUUCCAAGAUCUGAAAUCGUGAGCUGGUUUGGUGAUACUCGCUAUGCCUGGAAAAAUGGUGGAUUGAAAUGGUAUUAUUAUUACCAGAGUGCCAGUGCAAACAGUCUGAAUGGCCAAGGCUUUGCAAGGAAGAGAGGGAGAGGAAGACCAAAAGGGAGGGGAAGAGGGAGGCCUCGGGGGAGGCCUCGGGGAAGCAAGAGGUUAAAUUGCUGGGACAGAGGCAUGUCUGUCAUAAAAUUCAAAACUGGAACAGCAAUCCUGAAGGACUACUAUAUGAAGCACAAAUUCCUUAAUGAGCAAGACCUCGAUGAACUGGUAGCCAAAUCUCACAUGGGAUAUGAGCAGGUCAGAGAGUGGUUUGCAGAAAGGCAAAGAAGAUUAGAACUUGGAAUAGAACUGUUUGAUGAGAACGAGGAGGAAGACGAAAUGCUGGAAGAUCAGGAAGAUGAGGAAGAAACAGAUGAUAGUGAUACUUGGGAACCCCCUCGACAUGUUAAGCGUAAACUUUCAAAAUCAGAUUGAUGUGCAAUUUGGGGGCCAAAAACCUAUGAAUUAGGUUUGAUCUUAUGGUGAAGAGCCAAAUGAUUUUUCAUGGCCUUCAGUUUAGCAAGCACCUGCUUAGCAUCUUCCUUCCACCUAAAAGAACAUGGGCAAGAUGCUGCCUGUGCAGGCAACAACUAUUUGCUUCCUUGCUACAAGAGAUGGACAUCCACAGGCCCAGCCUAGGACAUGGGGUUAUAAAUCGAAUCCAGUUCAGCUCCUCCUCUUCCACAUUACCAACGGGAAGGUUCAUGUUCAUCAUUGACGUGACUGCUUCUCAAUAUUUAAAUGCCUUAUGUUGUUUAAUUCCAAAAAAACCACAUUUUUUUUGUUGAUGUAGGAGAACAUUGCCUGCUCAUGAAGGAGGAAAAUACAAAAACCUAAGAUGUCUUUUUGCAAACAUCGCUUCACCUGAAAGGUUUCAAGGCCUGGGUUUAUUUCUUAAGGAAAGAGUUCAAAACAAAAGAGAAGGGGAAAAGUGUGACAAAGGAAUCAAUGAACCUAGGGGUGAGGAUUGCUUGGUUUAAGAAAAUGAGGUGAUAUUGGCACCUUUUGCGUAUCUUCAGAGUGUUUUGGGUUUACAGAACUUGUGCUGAAAUGUUCCUUAUUGAUAAUUAUGAGCUAACUGAAUGAGUCUAAUGCUAGAAGAUGCUUUUUGUUACAUUUAAUCAGUGUAUCUUACAUCAAUUUAAUUUAAAUGCCUGACAGACUUGAUGCAGUUGAUAGUAACAUUUGGUUUUAGCUUGUGCAUUCUUUCCUUUGUUGGAAAUGGUAAAAAAAGUAUGUAUAUUUCUAGCUAAAAAGAAUAAUUUCUUGAAAUCUUACACUGAAUUUUAAGGUAAACGUGAGGUGGAAACUGCCUAAAAUUUGUUCAGAGUUGUUUAGGGGUUUGUAAGAAUACACAGAUACAGAGAUGAAAAGCGUCUUUGGGUGCUAGUAAGAAGGGUUUUCAAGUAAGUUGUGGCAAUGACGUGAAGUUUAAUUCUCAAACAAAAUUAAGUUAUAUGGCUUUUAGAUGCUUAGGAAUGAUAAACAUGUUAGUAUUUAAUUGUUCUUCAGCAGUAGCCCAGUUGAAUGAUUCGUGUGCAAGUUUAACUUAAAAUCAUCCUGAUGGACUGAGUUCACCACUCUGCUGAUUGUUCUUAGGGCUGAAUGCACUUAUUUUUAGAGGUGGUUUGAUCUACCUGAACUGAACUCUAGAAAUAAUUUAAUCUGAUACGAAACUUCUACAUCUUGAAUAAGUGUCUUUUAAAAAGAUUUUUAAAAAAAAAGCCAUUUAAGGUAUUGAAAUCAUAGUUGAGUUUGAAUUACCAACUUAAAAACAGUGGGCCAAAUACACAGAAGUUAGUUUAGGCAGAUGUCUGGCAUUCUAGAGAACUGGUACUCUGAGGAAGAGUAGUUUGUGUUCUUGCUACUGUUGGUCUGCAUUUUUUAAGGAUAAGUUACUUUAUAUUUAGAUGUCAAAAGAUGCUGAUGAAUUGGUGCUGCUGUUGCCAGCAUUGUCUGCUUUUACGUUGGCACUAACAGAAAGGAUACUAGCAAUCUCCUUUUGCACAUCUGUCAGCAUCUUCUCUGUAGGCUUCUGCAUCUGAUGACCAAUAAGAGACAGAUUAAUGUAGAGAAAAUGUUUCUUAAUGUUUUCACAUUUCCAAAAACCUAAUCUGGAUUUACUCUUUCUUCCUCACUGUGAUAACUGUCAAAAGACCAAGAAAGUCCUCUGAAGCAGAGGAGUCCAUGUUAGAUCUGUUUUUCAUACCUGAUUGCGGGUGAAACCCAGGUCAAAGCAAGAAAGGGAAUAACAUCUGACAAAAAAAAUACUGUUAACUCACUUUCCUCUCUGGACACUUGUAGCUGCCCUUCUGCUCCCAGAUUGAACAGGCUGCCCGAGUUGCAGGAGGAUGUUCUGUGUGAAAGCCAUUUACCAGGGUGAGCUCCUCUGACUAUUUGAGAUUGCUGGGAAGAAAAAGGCAAUGGCUUUUGGUGUGUGACAGGAAUUUGAUGAUGAAAUUAUUUCCUGGCUUCCAAGACUCAAAUCGGUGAGGUGCAAAGUGGCCAGCCGUGCUAGAGAGGAUUAGCCAAGAAUCCCUCAGUUUCAUUUUGGGGUGGGGGAGAAGCAAAACCAUGUUUUCAUUGGAGUGCUUGUGACUCUGGAUAUGAGGUGGUGUAAGAGAGAUCAGGAUCUGGCCUUUCCAGCAUUGACUGCUACUUGUGGUUGGGAGGUAUUCUUGUUUGGCUGGUAGUGGGAUGCGUGAGGCUGUUGUAGAUGCCAGCAGAUAGAAGAAAGACUCACUUUAGCUUCAAACUUUGCUGGGAAUACGGGGUCAAAAAUCAGUGCUUGCUGAGUGGGAAAGGACAAAGCUAUUAGAGAAAGAAAUGCUAUUUUUAAGUUUCCAAAAAUAUUAGAGCAAACCCUUGAAAUCCUUGGGAAUAUGCCUCUAGCAAGCAAAAUCUGGACUUGCCUUAAUCCUUAAGGUUGACCCAGAAUUAAUUUUCAAAAGAAAAAAAAAACCCACCCAAGCAACCUGUCCAAAUAAACAUCUCUAUUUCUUGUUAGCCAAGACUGCAUUUAGGAUAGCAUUAAAUCCAACCUUCUUUAAAAGAUGGGAAAAAUAAAGAUCUGAGUUAAUUAUAAGAUUAAACUGGGACAUUUUCCAUUUUGGCAGUGUUCUGUUAAAUAACACUCAGCUACAAUGGCAGGCCUUAGCACAUCUGGUCUGAAAAACACAGGAAGAGGAAAUACAUUGUUUAUCAGACUAAAUACAGUUGGAUUCGACAUCUUUCAGUAAAAUGGUCAGAGAUGGUGGCUGAUGUAUGCUGGGGCAGAUUUUCAGUUGCUGUAAAUAUUACAGUUCUGUGUAUUCCAGUGGUUAUAAUAGUAUUUACAGCCCAUUGAGGAACACCAUUUCUUUGCAGAAUAUAAAAUAAAAAUUAAACCAUGUGCUAUGGGUCAGCUAAUGAGAGAUGCAGAAUCCCUGCAUUUUCUUUGGGCUACAUGCACGUUGUAAGCCUUUCAGUUGUGCUAGGAUGAGAAAAAUCUGGGUGGGUUCAGCCUGAAGAGAGCAGUUGUGUGCAUUCAUUAUUGCUCAUAAUCUGUCUUUUAUUUGUGUUUGAACAGAGUCCAUUAAUUACCAGUUUAUUUCAGGUUUACAGCAUGUGUAUAUUUGUACUGUGUACUGGGAGAGAGGGAAACUCCUUCCAGGGGCCUCCCGCAUCAGGACUGACAGGAGAAGCAUUGGAAAGAGCUGUCAGCAUGCCAGUCUGUUUUAUCUGUGAAUUGUGUUCAUGUCUGGUAGGAACUCAAAGCUACUGGUAACAGCGGUUUAGCCCAGAUUCAUCUCAGCCAGCCUUAGGCUGCUGUGCUCCUUACCUAGGUGCCCAGGGUGUGCUAUAUGGUCACCUGAGAGAAACAGAAAUUGCCUGGUGGGUGGAGAGGAUAUGGUGCCUUCUCAUUGUACCAGUUACAUACAGGAAACUUCUGAACUUAAGCACGUCACCAAGCGUCUGUAAUUUAUGAUGAAGCUGUGCAUUGCUGUGCUCAGCAGCAGCACGCCCCUGCAGCCCAGCUCCCUCUUGUAGCUUACGCAUACAUACCUGCAGGGUGUUUUGGAAACCACUUGGGCUGAGCUGUGUUGGCAGUGGGGAGGGAAGGGGCAGGAAAGUACAUCUACCCUCCGGUGAGUGUCCGUGUAGAGUUUUCAUUUCCCUGCUCAGUGGAGAACUGUGUGUAGAUGAGCCUGCAGUAUGUUUUCUGUAUUUCUGUGGAGCUUCACCUCUUAGGUUGGAGCUAGUUAUGAGCCAGGCUUCAGUGACUGUGAUGGACAGUGAGAUGAAGGAACUCUUUGAUCUUGCUCAGAUCUUACAUCUAGAUAGCUGGCUUGUUCUCAGUUUUCCUUGGGAGCACUGUGUGAGAAUUCAGCUGCAAGCACCAGUUCCUCUGGAGCUAAGGUAGAGCUUUCCUCUUCAUCUGCUGUUUCUGCUAGGAGUACCUGAUCUGGUGAUGCUACUUACUGCUGUCUCUGGAAUUCAGCUAAAGAGAGAAUAAAGAUAAUCCUGUGCCAGAAUGGAGAGGGGCUAAAAGAAAGCAAGCAGUGUCACAACCAGGUGAGACAUCCACUGUCACUGUAUCAUGCUGCUUCAUGGCAUGUUUUGCCCUUGUUUCUGAAAACAAUGAAAGAGCACAGUUCCAUCUUAACCAGUGCUGUCUUCCCAGCAUCAGCCUCUCAAUGACCCCAAGGUUAGUGUUCGCUGUAGAAAGUAAGUCAGACCUAUUUCUCCCUGGAGGUUUGAAUGAACUAACAGAGUGCUGGCUUGUAAGAAGUGGAAAGAAGGGAAAAUGCAGAAGCUUGAAGGCUCUUGACCUUUGCUUGCCCUGCAGAAUUCACUUACCUAAAAGUUGAUAAGCAAGGCAAGUUUUACUCUUGCUGUUCUGACAGAACAAGUAUUGCAAUCACUCAUUUUUAACACACAGAAAUCUCCACUUUGUUUUGAAAGCAAAGGAGAGGAAAGAUACCUAGUACUUUAUGAUGAGAAUUUAGUGGAUUAUCUCCAAUACACUGUAGUAAAUGAGGCCAUUCCCUUUUUUAACCUUGUCCAGUACCAUUUUAAAAACUGUUUUUUCAUGACAUUAUAUGCAAUAUGGUGUCUGGCUGUAACUGUGGUUAUUGGGAAGGAAACUCUUGCAAUGUCCGCGCAUGAUAUGAAAUAAUUUUUCUAAUGUAUGAUUUGCUGACUUUGGGCAAAAGCCUAUUUUCAUCCUGCUCGCCAAGGAACUCUUGAGGCAGGCAAAUGCACUCCCUUCUCCUCUACAGAGCAGAGAAAGCAUUUCUGGAGCCCAUACAAAGUGAUUCAUGGCCUUAUGCAGUCCCUGUAGGCCAGAAAGUCCAAAGAUGCAGACACACUCUUCCUCUGUUUUCCUCUGAAAUGAGAGCACAGCAGUGACUCUGACAACUAGUCCCUGGCUGCUGAGUAACCAAGCUGUAGUUUAAGGUGGGGAGUGUUCUCCCUUUUGCACUUAAGAGUACUGUGUAUUCAGGCUGGAUAUCAGUAUUUGUUUCUGUAAAUAUGACAGUAUCAAUUUGUGUCCUCCACCUAAGUCCCAUAUCUGUCUAUAUUCAUAUCUCCCAAGGAGAGAAGAUAAUCUUUAAGCUUCUGUAAUAUUAAAUAUCCCUGCCCUAACCCGAAUGCACAAAAAUAGAAUGCAAUGAAAUCUAGCUACUUUCUUUGAUUUAUUUUGUUCUUGGAAAAAUAAUUUUGCCUACAGUCAGUAGUAAUGAAAAGAUAGUUUCAAUGAUCAGAGGGCAGUAAAACUGCUUAGAGUUGUUCAGAAUGCCUGGGAUGAUCGUGUAAAUUAGAGAUGGGAAGGGCUAGUAGAGGGCUCGGUUCCCUGCACUGAACAGUGCUGGGUUACGCCUGUAUUCUCCGUCAAGCUUGUGGUAUCCUAGGAUGAGUAGAUUUACCAAGUAGCAUGACACAAACUUACCGGGUCAAGUUACAUGAGGUUUGGUGAUAUAUUAAAAUUCUGUAGGGAAAGAUUUUUUAAAUGAAAGUUGUAACAGCGAAAAAUCCCCUCAAUAGCUCAAAUAUCAUUUUCUCACUUCUAAAAAGGGAGCUUUUGAAGCACAGGUGGGGGUUACAGCCAGUAUUUCAAGUUCAAUAGUCUGAGCAUUUGGGGGUUUUUCUCCUUCUGCAGUGAAGAGCAUCUGCACUUUUUCAGUGGAUAGUCAUUGCAAAAAUGACUUACACGGUAUUGUAAAAUGUAGAGUGGUAACUGAGGGUCCCGUGGCACUUUUCACAGAUUAAGGUGGGAUUCAUCUGAUGGCAUGUUGAUGUCUGCAUUUGAGCAGGACACCAUAGCUAGUCAGUGUACCUAAUGAGUGCAAGCGAGCUCAUCCUAAAUGCCUGGAGUUGGUCAGACGAGCUGCACCCUAAACUCCACGGACUUGAGACGUGGCUUGCUGGCACUACAGAUGUCUGAAAUGAGGCAAGAUGGGUCUUCGCCUGGAACAUGCUGGCCGGAUUGCAGCACUCAUGUUUGUGCUAUGGUUAGCAAUGGUACUUACCUCUGCUUUUGACUUGACUCUUGUUGGGAAGUGUGAGGCCUUUUUUUUUUUUUUUAAGUUUUGUUUUCUUUUUGGCCUUUUUUUUUUCUUAUUCUAGAGCAGGUAGCACUACAGUGGUGGAUAACUGAUCCUCGGUUAUAAUACUGUGGCAUAAAAAUGAUUUGGGGUUUCCCAAGUAUUGAAAGAUAAGGUUACUAUAUGAACAUUGGACUGUGCAUAACUUAGAAUGUGUUAAGACAUUUAAUAUUUGUGUCCUGAUUGAUGAAAGUAUUUCCUUACACUUACUCAGUACUACAUACCUAUCAUGAAACUUUCCCUAAAGAAUCCACUAGAAUGACAGAAGAUUCAAGUCUUAUCUGUGAUACGAAAAGAUCAACCACAAGAGCUCCGUUAGGAUUUCAAAAUGUUCCCCCCACCUCUAGUUCCAGCUUACGAAAGCGUUUCCGAUUUUGCAUAGCUGGCUAUCUGCAUGUAUGCUCACAGUCUGUACAGAAAUGCACUAAAAUGAGUUGCCCUAGCUGGGAAGGCUUUAUCUUGUAUAGAAAAUGUGGCACUAGGUACUGCUCUUCAUGUGCACAGGAGAGUUAACAGGUGUCGAUCUCGUUUACAGAAAUGAUGGCGCUUUGCAAUUUUCUAUAAUAUAUUGCAAUAUAUUUAAAUGUCCUGUUUGACAUGUGAAAUGAAAUUAAGUUAAUGCGUUGUUAUGUAUUUGAAGUAUGAGGAAGACGAUUCACUAACGACCAGCAAGGUUUUUAGAAGGUGUCCAGUAUGUAGCCGUCUGUGUGAUCUGUCUGGUGUAUUAAUGUUAAAGGAAGCAACAAUACUGUCACUGUUUAGAAUGAAGAGUUUCUUUUGAAUGAUGCAAUAGCUUACAGUGUCUUUCCUUUGUAGCUGCCCAAUGUGGUGAAGGGGAAGCAAUUCUUGAAAAAGUUCAAGAUAACUGGUUAACUGUGAAUGGGCCUAAUCUUUCGUGAAACCAAGAAAAUUUUUGGACACACACAGGACUUGAAUACUCAAAAGGAUUGGAACUUAGUGUUGUGCCAAAGUUAAACUACUGCAGUUGGCAGAAGUUCUGCACUGUAAAUAGAAGACUGAUUAAAAGACAGCUUGUAAAAAAAAAAAAAAAUCAAAUUUUAAUACAGUACGUUUUUAUUCUGAUACAUGAUGGAAACAUUGUUUUAGACCUUUUUUGAAGAGGCUUCAGUGACCACUAGAUUUUUGUCCUCUUAUAUUUUGUUUGGCCUAAUACUAUAUGUUCUAGUAAGAUGGGCUUUAUUGCCUGUGUUCUUUGAUAUGUGAUUAAGCUUAUAGCUUUGAGUGACCAAACAUUUUACAGAGUAAAAGUUCUUAGAAACAGUAUAACGUAACUGAUAUUUCUGUGUCUUAUUUAUCAGGCUCUGCACAAACUUGGAAAGUUGUGCUGGACUUGUACAACUCGUAUAUGGGAACGCAGCAUACUUCUGGAUAUUACAAACCUAAGCCUUUGUGGCAGUAAGGAUCUUGUCUUUGGAUUUAUUUUUGUUAUUUUUUUGAGGCAAAGAGACAAAUGGAUGCUGCUGUAAAGUAUUUGUAAUAUUGCCAUUAUUGCUUUCUGUAGCAAUUACUGCUUUUGCUUCAACAGAUAAAGAAAAUAAAUCAGAGAUAGAAAAAAAAAAUCCUAAAAGACGCUGGUAGAAGAAAGGAUCAUGUGGGAACUUCUGAAAAUAAACUUUGUACCAAAAA
Messenger RNA from Grus americana (Whooping crane), 11047 nucleotides. RefSeq names its product zinc fingers and homeoboxes 1 (gene ZHX1). Gene Ontology annotation, molecular function: DNA binding; DNA-binding transcription factor activity, RNA polymerase II-specific. The coding region runs from base 624 to 3248 and encodes 874 amino acids. Gene Ontology annotation, cellular component: nucleus. NCBI's taxonomy places the organism in Eukaryota, Metazoa, Chordata, Aves, Gruiformes, Gruidae. Gene Ontology annotation, biological process: regulation of transcription by RNA polymerase II. The record is from RefSeq and is a predicted model, not a curated record. The transcript is spliced from 3 exons.